Molecule: messenger RNA, 537 nt
Organism: Colletotrichum phormii
Lineage: Eukaryota; Fungi; Ascomycota; Sordariomycetes; Glomerellales; Glomerellaceae
Exons: 2
Coding region: 1-537 (178 amino acids)
Source: RefSeq, a predicted model, not a curated record
AUGCCUCCCGCAGCGCCAACAACUCCUCUAAACUACUCAACAUCCCCCUCCCUUCUCCCCUACACCCUCCGCUUCCACCCCUACAACCCCCUAUCACCAUCGCCAUCGUCGUCAUCCGCGCAAGAAGUCCACCACACCCACCGCCUCUGCGGUGCUGGGGCAGGCGAGUUGGCGGAGGCUGUGGCUGGGGAUCAGGCGUGGGGGUUGAGUAGGGGCGGGGUUGGGAUCAUUGAGGUCGGACGGGUGUCUGGUGAUGGUGGGAGUGCAGAGGAGGAGGGAACUGCGGGUGUUGGGGUGGUGAAGGAUUCGCACAAGUUUUUCAAGGGGCGGGAUGCGUGGCGGAAGUAUACGUAUCUCGUGGAGGUUGAGACCACCACGAAGGUCGAGAUUGAUCCCGAGGAGCACGAGGACUUUGUCUGGGCUACGGAAGAGGAGGUUCGCGCGGACCGGUGUGGGGAGAGGGUGUUUGAGUGGACUUCUGAGCAUCAGAAGAUGGAUAUUUUGAGGGCUUUUGAGAUUGCGAGGGGGAAGAAGUAG